Molecule: messenger RNA, 354 nt
Organism: Linum trigynum
Lineage: Eukaryota; Viridiplantae; Streptophyta; Magnoliopsida; Malpighiales; Linaceae
Source: the annotation of a GenBank genome assembly
AUGAAGUUGGAGCUGUUGCUAGCAGCAAAGAAUUACACUUGGAAGCUAAAACACCAGUCAUCUAAAGUGAAGGAUAAUGGAGGAAAAUGGGAGUACAAGAAGAAGCUCAUUAAGAAAGUUGUAAGGAGGAGUUUGCUACCCUUGGUCACUUGGCAUGUCUGGCCGAUUUGUCAAUCAGAUAUCAAGAAUGAUUGUUUUGAUUUGGGGCUAAGUGACAAAGGAGACAAGCAUGAUGUUCGGGAUAAUACGGAAGAAAAUGAGGUGAGAAACCAGAGAAAACCAGUAGAGCUUGCUCAGUACUACCUAGAUGGAGCUGACGAGGGUCAGAUUUAUGAACAUCACUGGCUUCAGUGA